CAGUGGACCCUAGAACAACGGGUUUGAGCCCCAUGGGUCUAUUUAUUCAUGGAUUUUUUUUUUUUUUUCAUUAAAUACAGUAAAUGUUUUUUCCUUACAAUUGCUUAAGUAACACUUCCUUUUUCCAGGUUUAUUGUAAGAAUGUAGUAUGCAACGUAGGCAGUACAUUGACAAUUGUUUAUGUUAUUGGUAAGACUUCUGGUCAACAGUAUGCUAUUAGCAGUUAAGUUUGGGAGGAGUGGAAAGUCAUAUGUGGGUUUUUGACUGUGGGAAAUUGGCAUCCCUAACUCCCGUGUUGUUGAAGGGUCCACCGUAUAGUUAAAUGUUUUGGGUGACCAUUUUUGUUUUUAUGUACUUGUCACUAUCUGUUUCCUUGACUUUAGCCCCAGGGUGUUUUAUUUGUAUUUUUGUGUUCUCUUUCCUAGAAAGCUUUCGUUUUUUUAGCCAGCUUUAUUGCCUAUUGGUUGGCAUGUGGAAUUGUAUGUAAUACUUUUUAUAAAUAGCUUUAUUCCUGAUUUACCUAAUUUUUAAAUUUACUCAUUUACCAAAAAAAAGUUGGAGGACAGUCUCAGUCCAGAUCAUACUCAUAUAAAGGGAAUGCUACCUGCUGGGGUCAGAUUCUGCAGCUCCAUCAGCCCUGCUGAAAAGCUCCUUGUCACUGGGAGCUUAAAAGUGGUGGCAUUGUGCCUGUGUCCCACCCCCUGCCAUUGUGGUGGUGGUCUGUUUGGAUGGUGGGGGGAGGGGCAUCUGCUUAGAAGAAGCUGCCUGUGCUCCCACCCCUCAGCACGGCUGUGGUGGGCUCUGAACAGGGACAGUGGCAUGGCCCGUGGCUCCAAGCCCCUUACCUUUGUGUUCUCUCCUAGAUCUCAGUCUGGCACAGGCAAAACCGCCACCUUCAGCAUUUCCGUCCUCCAGUGUUUGGACAUCCAGGUUCGUGAAACCCAGGCUUUGAUCUUGGCCCCCACGAGAGAGUUGGCUGUGCAGAUCCAGAAGGGCCUGCUUGCGCUGGGCGACUACAUGAAUGUGCAGUGCCACGCCUGCAUCGGGGGCACCAACGUGGGUGAGGACAUCCGGAAGCUGGACUACGGGCAGCACGUGGUGGCCGGCACGCCUGGGCGGGUCUUUGACAUGAUUCGUCGCAGGAGUCUCAGGACACGCGCCAUCAAAAUGUUGGUUCUAGACGAGGCUGAUGAAAUGUUGAAUAAAGGUUUCAAAGAGCAGAUUUAUGACGUGUACAGGUACUUGCCCCCAGCCACGCAGGUGGUGCUCAUCAGCGCCACACUGCCGCACGAGAUCCUGGAGAUGACCAACAAGUUCAUGACGGACCCCAUCCGCAUCUUGGUGAAGCGUGAUGAGUUGACCCUGGAAGGCAUCAAGCAGUUUUUCGUGGCAGUUGAAAGAGAAGAGUGGAAAUUUGACACUCUGUGCGACCUCUACGACACACUGACCAUCACCCAGGCGGUCAUUUUCUGCAACACCAAGAGGAAGGUUGACUGGCUGACAGAGAAAAUGAGAGAAGCCAACUUCACAGUGUCAUCGAUGCACGGGGACAUGCCACAGAAGGAGCGGGAGUCGAUCAUGAAGGAGUUUCGCUCCGGUGCCAGCCGGGUGCUCAUUUCCACAGACGUCUGGGCCAGGGGCUUGGAUGUCCCCCAGGUGUCCCUCAUCAUUAACUACGACCUGCCCAACAACAGAGAGUUGUACAUACACAGAAUUGGGCGAUCGGGCCGGUAUGGCCGGAAGGGAGUGGCCAUCAACUUCGUCAAGAAUGAUGACAUCCGCAUCCUGCGGGACAUCGAGCAGUACUACUCCACGCAGAUUGACGAGAUGCCCAUGAACGUUGCCGAUCUGAUCUGAAGAGCCAGAGGCGUUGAGGAUGAACUGAGCCUGUCUGAUUCCCCCUCGGGACCUGUUCAGGGCAGUUUCUAUGGAAGGGCAGAUGCACCAACCCUCCUCUUGCUGCCCCCAGGUCACGCCCAGGGUUCUGCCGCCGUUUCUGACCCAUGUAAAUAAUGCUUUGUUCUCGGUCUUUUUCAUUAAACAUUUAAAACGUU
This is a messenger RNA of Miniopterus natalensis, 2054 nucleotides long. NCBI's taxonomy places the organism in Eukaryota, Metazoa, Chordata, Mammalia, Chiroptera, Miniopteridae. The record is from RefSeq and is a predicted model, not a curated record.